AUGCAAAUCCACAUACGGUCUAUCAGCAAUCUGCGCUUUGAGCUCAACGUGGAGCCAUACAGUACGGCCCUCGAGGUAAAGGAGCUGAUACAGGUAAGCAUUACAGCGGGAAAUGACACAACUGAGCAACGUGAGCGGAGUUUCCAAGCCGGAUCGGACCAGCUGCCCAUAAGCGGCAAGUGCGAGGGCUACAUGAAAUCCGCAAGUGCGCGAUGCACCCGCAAGUGCGCGAUGCACCAGCGGGCGAGGCACGAUUACGAACAUGUGGCGCAAGAAAAAGAGCGAUUAGAUGAGGGCACAAGCAAGAAGAGCAUGGCGCGUGUUUUAGGAAAAGGAAGGAAUAGUUCCACAGCAAGUUCGUUUGAUCUUCAACGGCCGUCAGAUGAACGACGAAGACGUACUGGAGAAAAGUGGGGUGACGGCAGGGGCUACAUUGCAUAUGGUUCUACAGCUGAAAGGAGGUUGUUGAACCGAAAAUUGUGGACUAAAAUUGUGGACUAA
Molecule: messenger RNA, 501 nt
Organism: Gregarina niphandrodes
Lineage: Eukaryota; Apicomplexa; Conoidasida; Eugregarinorida; Gregarinidae
Exons: 2
Coding region: 1-501 (166 amino acids)
Source: RefSeq, a predicted model, not a curated record